This is a messenger RNA of Coregonus sp. 'balchen', 37010 nucleotides long. The record is from the annotation of a GenBank genome assembly. NCBI's taxonomy places the organism in Eukaryota, Metazoa, Chordata, Actinopteri, Salmoniformes, Salmonidae.
AUGACGUCCCUGAGCAGCAGGUUUGUGAUGCAUGUUCAGCCCAGACCCCCUUCGCCACCACCUCCACCCUCUGCAUGGGGUUGACCCCCUGACCCUUGACCCCUGACAGGCUUCACGCUCAGUAACUAGCCACGCCCACAGAGCACUCACUUACCCAUAAUCCUGUUGGGCUGAUAAUGUGAUCCAACCCAAACAGUGACUGACCGUAGUGGUAUGUUAAUAACCAGGGUUUGGAUCCAUUCCAUUUCAAUUCAGGGGAUGAAUUAAGUUGAAAUGGAAUUAGCCCCAAACCUAAGUGUAACGGCUGAAUAGAUGGUGGACACAGCUUCACUAAUGAAUAACUCUACUGUGUCUGUCUGGCGUCCCAGUCACAGAAUGUGUCAGGUCACCACUGCUCUCACCUUGAAUGAUGCUGCGUGGUGUUUUUGACUAGAGGAGGGUGUUGUUUAUUUUUGUUGUCACACUGCUAUUUGUAAACAAAGGCUCAUAGUUAUCCUCAAGUUAGUGGCACUGGUUCGAGUCGGAAAGAGGAACUCGCUGAGAGUGGAAAUGUGAAGCAUACGUUUUCAAUUCAAGAGUGAUACAUGUCUCUGACUCUAUCUCUUUCUCUUCCCGUCUACCUCUCACUCACUCCUUUGUGAUAAUGAGUAGAGGUAACUCCUUGUUGUCUAUAUUCCAGGUGACCAGGACCUCCUCUGAGAGCAUCACCUCUGUCCCAGUCUCCAGUGCAUCUGGCUCUCCUAGCAGGGUCAUCUAUGUAAGCACCACCUCACCUCGCCACUAGAGGGCAUCACAGGACAACAGUGGCCAAUAACCAAAUAUAAUCAAAUGAAAUUGUAUUUGUCACAUGCCGAAUACAACAGGUGUACCUUACUGUGAAAUGCUUACUUACAAGCCCUUAACCAACAAUGCAGUUCAAGAAAUAGAGUUAAGAAAAUAUUUACUAAAUAAACUAAAGUCUAAAAAUUAAAUUAAAAAGUAACACAAUACAUUUACAUGACAAUAAUGAGACUAUAUACAGGGGGUACCGGUACCGAGUCAAUGUGCGGGGGUACAGGUUAGUCGGAGGUAAUUUGUAAAGUGACUAUGCAUAGAUAAUAAACAGCGAGUAGCAGCAGUGUAAAAACAAAGGGGGGGGGGGGGGGGGGGGUCAAUGUAAAUAGUCCGGGUGGCCAUUUGAUUAAUUGUUCAGCAGGCUUAUGGCUUGGGGGCAGAAGCUGUUAAGGAGCCUAGACUUUUGGUCCUAGACUUGGCGCUCCGGUACCGCUUGCCGUGCGGUAGCAGAGAGAAAAGUAAAUGACUUGGGUGACUGGAGUCUUUGACAAUCUUUUGGGCCUUCCUCUGACACCGCCUAGCGUAUAGGUCCUGGAUGUCAGGAAGCUUGGCCCCAGGGAUGUACUGGGCCAUACGCACUACCCUUUGUAGCGCCUUGCAGUCAGAUGCCGAGCAGUUGCCAUACCAGGCGGUGAUACAACCGGUCAGGAUGCUCUCGAUGGUGCAGUUGUAUAACUGUUUGAGGAUCUGGGGACCCAUGCCAAAUCUUUUCAGUCUCCAGAGGGGAAAAGGUGUUGUCGUGCCCUCUUCACAACUGUCUUGGUGUGUUUGGACCAUGAUAGUUUGUUGGUGAUGUGGACACCAAGGAACUUGAAACUCUCGACCCGCUCCACUUCAGCCCUGUCGAUGUUAAUGGGGGCCUGUUCGGCCCUCCUUUUCCUAUAGUCCACGAUCAGCUCCUUUGUCUUGCUCACAUUGAGGGAGAGGUUGUUGUCCUGGCACCACACUGCCAGGUCUCUGACCUCCUCCCUAUAGGCUGUCUCAUCAUUGUCGGUGAUCAGGCCUACCACUGUUGUGUCGUCAGCAAACUUAAUGAUGGUGUUGGAGUCGUGCUUGGCCACACAGUCGUGGGUGAACAGGAAGUACAGGAGGGGACUGAGCACGCACCCCUGAGGGGCUCCAGUGUUGAGGAUCAGCGUGGCAGAUGUGUUGUUGCCUACCCUUACUACCUGGGGGCAGCCCGUCAGGAAGUCCAGGAUCCAGUUGCAGAGGGAGGUGUUUAGUCCCAGGAUCCUUAGCUUUGUGAUGAGCUUUGAGGGCACUAUGGUGUUGAACUCUGAGCUGUAGUCAAUGAACAGCAUUCUUACAUAGGUGUUCCUUUUGUCCAGGUGGGAAAGGGCAGUGUGGAGUGCGAUUGAGAUUGCGUCAUCUGUGGAUUUGUUGGAGCGGUAUGCGAAUUGGAGUGGGUCUAGGGUUUCCAGCAUGAUGGUGUUGAUGUGAGCCAUGACCAGCCUUUCAAAGCACUUCAUGGCUACCGACGUGAGGGCUACGGGGCGGUAAUCAUUUAGGCAGGUUACCUUCGCUUUCUUGGCCACAGGGAAUAUGGUGGUCUGUUUGAAACAUGUAGGUAUUACAGACUCGGUCAGGGAGAGGUUGAAAAUGUCAGUGAAGGGACUUGCCAGUUGGUCUGCGCAUGCUUUGAGUACAGGUCCUGGUAAUCCGUCAGGCCCCGCGGCUUUGUGAAUGUUGACCUGUUUAAAGGUCUUGCUCACAUUGGCUACGGAGAGCGUGAUCACACAGUUGUCCGGAACAGCUGGUGCUCUCAUGCAUGCUUCAGUGUUGCUUGCCUCGAAGCGAGCAAAAAAGGCAUUUAGCCCAUCUGGUAGGCUCGCGUCACUGGGCAGCUCGCGGCUGGGUUUCCCUUUGUAAUCCGUAAUAUUUUUCAAGCCCUGCCACAUCCGACGAGCGUCAGAGCCGGUAUAGUAGGAUUCAAUCUUAGUCCUGUAUUGAUGCUUUGCAUGUUUGAUGGUUCGUCUGAGGGCAUAGCGGGAUUUCUUAUAAGCGUCCGGAUUAGUGUCCCGCUCCCUGAAAGCGGCAGCUCCAGCCUUUAGCUCGGUGCGGAUGUUGCCUGUAAUCCAAUUAAUUGCAAUUCAUCUGAUCACUCUUCAUGACAUUCUGUAGUAUAUGCAAAUUGCCAUCAUCAAAACUGAGGCAGCAUACUUUGUGAAAAUUAGUAUUUGUGUCAUUCUCAAAACUUUUGACCACGACUGUACAUAUGAUCUAGAUGAAUAGUUGAUUGGUUGACUCACGUGGGUUAGUGAUGGUCCGAGCAAAAGCCUGCCCAUCAUCCUGUAGGUCUCCAGGACCAGGGUUGUCCACUGUGCUAAGUUGACUACAGUUUUUAAACUGUGCUAUACCAUUCUCAUUUUGUCAUGAUCAAAGUGGUUGAUAUUUAAAAGCCUGAAUUGAUGUGUUUCUCUGUGUCCCAGGCCAAACUAGGAGAUGAGAUGCUGGACUAUAAAGACCUUGCUGCUCUGCCAAAGAUCAAGGCGAUCUACAACAUAGACCGGCCAGACAUGCUCUCCUACUCUCCCUAUGUCAGCUACCCCUCAGAGGAACAACACUACGGAGAGGUGAGGGGACAAGGAAGGGAACAAGGGAGCUGCCAUCUCUUUCUUUCUCUCUCUCUCUCUCUCUCUCUCUCUCUCUCUCUCUCUCUCUCUCUCUCUCUCUCUCUCUCUCUCUCUCUCUCUCUCUCUCUCUCUCUCUCUCUCUCUCUCUCUCUUUUCCUCCUCUCCCUCACUCCAUAAGCCAACCACAGAACUAACCUUUAUCAUCAGUCUCAUUCAAUGUAACAUCGAUAUGUUUAGGCUACGACAUGAUACUAAAAUGUUCCCUAUACCCAUCAUGAGGUUGCUACAACCUAGCCUAUGAAUUAAAGUUUACAACGUAGUUGCACAGGUCGAGAGAAAUUAGAGUAAUCAAGGUGUUCCUCUGUAGAGCACGGCGCUUGUAACGCCAAGGUAGUGGGUUCGAUCCCCGGGACCACCCAUACACAAAAAAAAUGUAUGCACGCAUGACUGUAAGUCGCUUUGGAUAAAAGCGUUUGCUAAAUGGCAUAUUAUUAUUAUUAUUAUUAAGGUGACAGACAGUGACACAUUCAAUACCGCCUUGCACACUCUUGCCUGCAUCUAGCUGAUUUAGGUUGUAAUCGUUAGUCCAACAGUUGCAAACAAGUUUCUAUUGGACAAAUGUAUGUAUGUUUAUCCCUGUUUAGCUCCGUUUGCUUCCAUUUAAGAUUUUUUUAUUUUUUACAGAAUCGGCGGAAUGAAUACACCCCUGAUCACACGCAAACACAGAACUAGCAGCCACAUAUAAACCGCAUGGUCCCUUUGCUCGUUGUGUAUAUUUUUCCUUCUCGCAUCUACGCUCUCUCCUCAUCUCACCUUUUCCCUUCGCUUGUGGACUUCAAUGCACAAUACAACAGCUGUCUGUGACCAGGCGAAAAAACCUUUCCGAGCCAACCUUUCAUACCAUAACCGCUAACCGCUAACCGCUACACACAGCCUACGUCAUUUUCACCAUAUUAACGUCAUUGUCAACGUAGCUACUAGAACUAACGUGUUAGUAAACUUGCUACAAUCAUGCAGUACAGUGUACAGCAAGCAGUUUAGCAGUUACACCGGUGGGCCCCGGUGGCAAUACAUUUAUAAAACCUUACCUUCCAGUGUUGCAUAGCCAUAGCCAUAGCCAGCUAGCUAACAUAGUAUCCCUCUGUUUUGAACUGUGUGUUUGAGUAGGCUAAACUAGCUAGCUGCAUUCACUAGCUGAGUAAGUGAAAGUAUGUUUUUAUAUAUAUACUGUAUAUACUACGAAAUAUAGCUCUCUCUCUCUCCCACUCACUCACACUUCUCCUUAAUUUUGGAAGAAAUGAAUUUGUUAAAAACAGUUUUUCUCUCACUUUGAGUCAACUACUCACCACAUUUUAUGCACUGCAGUGCUAGCUAAAUGUAGCUUAUGUUUUCAGCACUAGAUUCAUUCUCUGAUCAUUUGAUUGGGUGGACAACAUGUCAGUUCAUGCUGCAAGAGCUCUGAUAGGUUGGAGGACGUCCUCUGGAAGUUGUCAUAAUUACUAUGCAAGUCUAUGGAAGGGGGUGAGAAUCAUGAAAUAUUUUAGUAAAGUAACAUGAAUAAAUGAUAGUUAAUAAGUACUAAGCAGUAACUGCCACAUUUUCAUUUACAUUUUAGUAAUUUAGCAGACGCUCUUAUCCAGUAGUGAGUGCAUACAUUUUCAUUAAAAAAUAUAUUUUUUGUACUGGUCCCCAGUGGCAAUCGAACCCGCAACUCUGGCGUUGCAAGCGCCAUGCUCUACCAACUGAGCCACACAGGACUUGUAUUAAUUGUUUUAUUCUAUGUUGUUACAGCAUUCAACCCACAUAAUGCAUAGUGCAUUUAAUGUAAAAAAAAUUAAAUAAUAUAUAUAUAAACAGAACCGUGAUUAUCUGUUAGUAAUCGACCCGAAACCGAACAGACCUCAAAAAGCACUAAUCAUUGGGAGUGGUAUAUAUUGAGGUCAUGCUCAUUGAAUCAAAUGAAAUAUCCAUUCUAACUAACGAAUGUCAUGAUCAUGCUGUUUGUUUCAAUAACUCAAAUUACCUCAUAUGAUAUGAGUUCAUCCUCAUCGGCUGUCUUCCCAAUCUGUCUCCAGGGGCUCUCUCCUUCUCCAACAGAGGUAAAACACCUCAUAGUGGGCUCCACCCGGAAAUGACUCAUUUCAAUUAAUAAUUAUUCUAAAAUGUUAUCCCCAUAAUGUUGAUUUUAUAUUUACUGUUUAAUUAUUCUGAAAUGUUAUUGAUGAUUAUGUGUAAGAAUUAAGGUGUGUGCGUGUGUAUCUGUGUGUGCGUGUGUGUGCGUGUUUGUGUGUUCGUGCGAAGACAAAAGGGUGUUUUUAUGGACAUUUGCACACUUGUAAAGUGAUUGAUCAAUAUAAUUACAAUCACAUCCGUGAAAUGACGAUCAUCAGAUGUGGAGCAAACAUUUCUCUCUAAAACCGUGUUAUUGUACCCCACUGUGAUUACAAAGUGAGUGAACGUUCGGUGUUACGGAUUUGGCUGUAUCCGUGACAUCAGUUUCCCUCUUUGUAUGGCAACACUAUGACAUCACUUCCUGUCCUUGUUUCCAGGGUGACGGAGAGAAGUCUCCCCGUCAGAGGAGGCCCUCCAGUCCCAGCUCCAACAGCUCCCUGGGGAGGUAUGGAGGACACACCCCGUCUCGCUCCCCCCAGAACUACAGCAGGCCAGGUAGGUACCCCCCUCACCCCUCAUCCCUCACUGUCAGCUAGCAGUAGUUAAAAACACAGUAAAAUGCGGUAUAUUAGAGUUAAUGUAUAGUUAAAGUAUUUCACUAUUUUGAGUAUCAUACAUUAUUCUAAUAUAAUGAUAUAUACAAAUGUAGUCAAUAAUAUGCAGCAUAUAGUGCGUGAUGUAAUUUUUACCAUGUGCAUCAUAUUCCAAAAAGUGCAACCUGAUUUAGGUGUCAUCUUGAUUUGCUAAUUCUAUUACUUUAGAGAACACAUGUUUAGUUGACGAUUCUGUAAUUUUUUCUUCACUGACUUUUCCUGUUCCGACAUUUCAUGAAUACUCAUUCCUUUCUGCUCUCUGAAUGAGGUGGUAAUGCCAUCACGUAACAUGUCAUUACCACAGAAUGUGUAAAGAACAGUAUUGAUCUACUAUUGGGUGGGGGACAGUGCUAGUGUCCUUUGUGCCCUAAUAAACAUAUUGUCCUUCUCCUAAACCAUUUUCUCCUACAGAGGAUCUUUACAUGGCCAUUAAAGCAAUGGGUAAUAGGUAUGGCCAGGCCCUUGACUCCAGCUCCCUCCCCCACCCCUCGGCCUACACGGGGGGGCCUAAGUACCUUUCCUCCUUGGUUAGGGACUCCUCCCUCCCCUUGGACUACUCAGAGGGUCUACCCCCCAAGUACCCUGGGGGGCUGCAGGUGCCUGGGGCAUUGACACAGCCUGGCAGAAUCUCUCCCGGGGGCAGAGUCUCUCCUGGGGAUAGAAACUCUCCUCUGCCCCUCAACCCCACCACCCUGGCCAUGCUCCAGCAGCACAACUAUGUGCCCUACUUCAGAGGUAGCUAGUCCCUCCAAAGUCCCUAGCACGCUGUCCUGGACCCAUGGGUCUGCUGGUGUGGAGUGCAGUGUCAGCUUUAGACUAGACCUGUUCCCGGCUCUGCAGUGAUAAUACUGCAUGUCCCCCAUCCCCGGCUGUGUACAAACGUUCAACUAAUCAAUAGUAAAAUAAACAGCAGCACAAUGAGUCCCAUAAUUACUCUUCUAGACCUAUGACAUUUUUGUGUGCUGUGUUUCCCACAAUAUCUGCAUGGUUUCGGCUGUGUUGGUUUGAAAUAACAGUUUUACAUAUACUGAACAAAAAUAUAAACGCAACAUGCAACAAUUUCAAAGAUUUUACUGAGUUACAGUUCAUAUAAUGAAAUCAGUCAAUUGAAAUAAAUUCAUUAGGCCCUAUUCUAUGGAUUUCACAUGACUGGGAAUACAAAUGUGACCAACCGGCUCAAAAUUUGAAAUGUUGUUUUUUACAUUGGAUUAAAGUAGAGACUCAGAGCUAGAAAAUUGUAUAUCAUACACUUCAUUUGAGGAACAAUGGGAAAGUAAUUCUGGUUUGAAAGUUGAUAAACUUGUAACCCGACUUUUGAGAAAAUGACCCUUGGUUUUAGUACACUUACUGGAGAACUCUUCUUUGUCUACACCCAUUCAGCAUCGUUCACACCCUCUUAAGCCUUAGCCCCACCCAUCUCUUUAAGGAUUCACAUGUGAGGCCAUGUGCUAAACAGAGUGAGUACGGUAGUGUACUUACUAAACGACUAAAGGCUGGUUUAUACUACGUCUAUCGACAAGACUGUAGACAGUUGUCGCAGUGACAUCAUGAACAUUCUAUUGUCAUCUGACAUCAAACUUGUUGUUGUCAUUAUUAAAAAGUAUAAACACAAAAACUAUAGGCUGCAUGACAUCAGCAGCCUGGUGGUCCAAAAUAGCAUAUCUGGUGUAUUUUAACACCAAUUAACCCAUCCAUUUAAAAAUGAAUUUAGUAUAUGUCAAUCUAGCAAACCACGCAACUAAAAGCAACUUUCUAAACAAUGUUUUGGUUAGUUUCUAGCUAGUUAGCUAGCUGGCUAAUGUUAAGUUAGCUGGCUAGCCAAUUCAAAUGAGGCCCAUAUCAUCUAGCUGACAACGUCUUAACUUGAGCUAAUUUGUAUUAAUUAUUACAGGAAAAUAAACUCACAACAAAAUAAACUCAUUAUUUACAAGUUAAUGGCAAGCUAAUUACAGGAAAUAGCUUAAGGUUGUGAGUGUGACGCAGGGCAUUCUACUGGAGAAUUGUAGAAUUUAGACACUGUCUUGUCCUAAUCUGACGUUGGUGCAGGUCAUGUUGUUCUUCACAUUACCGUCUCUGGUAAACACACACUAUAUCAAAUAAAAUCUAAGUUUAUUUGUCACAUGCACAGGACACAUAAGGUGUAAAAGGUACAGUAAAAUAGUUACUUGCAUAGUGGAGUCUUUUGUUUAGACAUGUAGCUCAUUACUCAUAACGUUAAUACCCUGCAUGAAUCUGCAGGUAGCUAACCAACUAGGUUCAAUGUUAGCUAGCUAGCUAACAUUAGGCUAUAACUAGCAAUGCAAAUGGCUCUGAGAUACAAAUAAUAUUACUACACAGAUCAUACACAUAACAUUAGCUAGCAAGCCAGCCAGCUAACGUUAGCUAGCUAGCUAACAGUACUCUUUAACUUGCAAUGAAGACUUUCUAACAAAAUUAGAAACGUAUAAUAUCUGAAAAUGUAGCUAGCUAGACUCUCUUACCCGUAUACGUGGAUGAACACUUCUCCCUCUCUAUCACGGAUGCCAUGGUUGCCCUUAGUUUGAAGAUGUAAUCCGGAGGCAGGUGUUUUAUACAACAGACUUCUGUGUGUUGUCUUUCCGACUCCCCCCGCAUAUUUGCAAUCAAACGCCUGAAUUUUCUCUAUCUCCUUAGCUAUCAUACUCUGCUUCCACUGGGCAUUCCGCUGAUUUCAAACCUCGGUCCUCCAGAAAGUGGAGAGCAACACUUUUGCAGUUCUUUGUGAUAUCUUAAAAGAAAAGAAAACAUGUUAGAAAGGAUUACCUACACAUACUGAGCAGCUCAUAGACAGAAGCGUGCUACAUGGCAGACCAAUCCGAAUUCAUCUCUCGGCAUGUCCAGCCCAUCCAUUAUCUCAGCCAAUCACUAGUGGGAAGGUUCCUGUCUUUUUCCGUGGCUAAACCAACUAGAAUCAUAAUUUAACCAUUUUAUUCGUAUUUACAGAUGGCGUACACAUUUGUUAUUAAGGCACAUGAAAGUUCACAUGUUCCAGAAGGCAUUUCUGCCAAAAAACGCAUUUUGAUAAAAGAUGAAUGUUUACGUUCAAAUACCUCUCCUGUAAAGUAGACAUACACUUAGUUUCCUGAAACGAGUCACAAAUAUACAUCUGUUGGUCACAGAUACCUUUAAAAAAAAGGUAAGGGUGUGGAUCCAGUCAGUAUCUGGUGUGACCACCAUUUAUUUGCCUCAUGCAGCAUGACACAUCUCCUUCACAUAGAGUUGAUUAGGCCUGUGGCUGGAAUGUUGUCCCACUCCUCUUCAAUUGCUGUGUGAAGUUGCUGGAUAUUGGCGGGAACACGCUGUCAUACACGUCAAUCCAGAGCAUCCCAAACAUGCUCAAUGGGUGACAUGUCUGGCCUUGAAAGAACUGGGACAUUUUCAGCUUCCAGGAAUUGUGUACAGAUCCUUGCGACAUGGGGCCGUGCAUUAUCAUGCUGAAACAUGAGGUGAUGACGACGGAUAAAUGGCUCGACAAUGGGCCUCAGGAUCUUGUCACGGUAACUCUGUGCAUUCAAAUUGCCAUUGAUAAAAUUCAAUUUUGUUUGUUGUCCGUAGCUUAUGCCUGCCCAUACCGUAACCCCACCGCCACCACGGGGUACUCUGUUCACAACGGUGACAUCAGCAAGCCACUGAGGCCGGUUGGACGUACUGCCAAAUUCUCUAAAACGGCUUAUGGUAGAGAAAUGAACAUGAAAUGAUCAUGCUGUUUAAUCAGCUUCUUGAUAUGCCACACCUGUCAGGUGGAUGGACUAUCUUGGCAAAGGAGAAAUGCUCACUAACAGGGAUGUAAACAAAUUUGUGCACUAAUUUUGAGAGAAAUAAGCUAUUUAUGCGUAUGGAAAAUUUCUUGGAUCUUUUAUUUAAUAUAAUUUAUAGUAAAUGUAAAUAUAAUAGAUACAGUGCCUUCGGCAACAUUUUGUUAGGUUACAGCCUUAUUAUAAAAUUGAUAAAAUUGUUUUUUUCAAUCUACACACAAUACCCCAUAAUGACAAAGCAAAAAAAGGUUUUUAGAACCGGAAAUAUGACAUUUACAUAAGUAUUCAGACCCUUUACUCAGUGCUUUGUUGAAGCACCUUUGGCAGCGAUUACAGCCUCGAGUCUUCUUGGGUAUGACGCUAAAAGCUUGGCACACCUAUAUUUGGGGAGUUUCUCCCAUUCUUCUCUGCAGAUCCUCUCAAACUCUGUCAGGUUGGAUGGGGAGCGUCGCUGCACAGUUGUUAUCAGGUCUCUCCAGAGAUGUUAGAUCGGGUUCAAGUCCGGGCUCUGGCUGGGCCACUCAAGGACAUUCAGAGACUUGUUCCGAAGCCACUCCUGUGUUGUCUUGGCUGUGUGCUUAGGGUCGUUGUCCUGUUGGAAGGUGAAGCUUCGCCCCAGUCUGAGGUCCUGAGCACUCUGGAGCAGGUUUUCAUCAAGGAUCUCUCUGUACUUUGCUCCGUUCAUCUUUGCCUCGAUCCUGACUAGUCUCCCAGUCCCUGCCGCUGAAAAACCUCCCCACAGCAUGAUGUUGCCACCACUAUGAUUUACCGUAGGCAUGGUGCCAGAUUUCCUCCAGACGUGACGCUUGGCAUUCAGGCCAAAGAGUUCAAUCUUGGUUUCAUCAGACAAGAGAAUCUUGUUUCUCAUGGUCUGAGAGUCUUUAGGUGCCUUUUGGCAAACUCCAAGCGGGGUGUCAUGUGUCUUUUACUGAGUAGUGGCUUCCGUAUGGCCGUAUCUACCAUCAAGACCUGAUUGGUGGAGUGCUGCAGAGAUGGUUGUCCUUCUGGAAGGUUCUCCCAUCUCCACAGAGGAUCUUUAGAGCUCAGUCAGAAUGACCAUCAGGUUCUUGGUCACCUCCCUGACCAAGGCCCUUCUACCCUGACUGCUAAGUUUGGCCGGGCGGUCAGCUCUAGGAAGAGUCUUGGUGGUUCCAAACUUCUUCCAUUUAAGAAUGAUGGAGGCCACUGUGUUCUUGUGGACCUUCAAUGCUGCAGACAUUUUUUGGUACCCUUCCCCAGAUCUGUGCCUCGACACAAUCCUGUCUAGACCUCCAUGGUUUGGUUUUUGCUCUGACAUGCACUGUCAACUGUGGGACCUUAUAUAGACAGGGGUGUACCUUUCCAAAUCAUGUCCAAUCAAUUGAAUUUACCACAGGUGGACUCCAAUCAAGUUGUAGAAACAUCUCAAGGAUGAUCAAUGGAAACAGGAUACACCUGAGCUCAAUUUCGAGUCUCAUAGCAAAGGGUCAGAAUACUUACAGUACCAGUGAAAAGUUUGGACACACCUACUCAUUCAAGGGUUUUUCUUUAUGUUUACUAUUUUCUACGUUUUAGAAUAAUAGUGAAGACAUCAAAACUAUGAAAUAACACAUAUGGAAUCAUGUAGUAACCAAAAUAUAUUUUAUAUUUGAGAUUCUUCAAAGUAGCCACCCUUUGCCUUGAUGACAGCUUUGCACACUCUUGGCAUUCUCUCAACCAGCUUCAUGAGGAAUGCUUUUCCAACAGUUUUGAAGGAGUUCCCACACUGAGCACUUGUUGGCUGCUUUUCCUUCACUCUGCGGUCCAACUCAUCCCAAACCAUCUCAAUUGGGUUGAGGUUGGGUGAUUGUGGAGGCCAGGUCAUCUGAUGCAGCACUCCAUCACUCUCCUUCUUGGUCAAGUAGCCCUUACACAGCCUGGAGGUGUGUUGGGUCAUUGUCUUGUUGAAAAACAAAUGAUAGUCCCACUAAGCGCAAACCAGAUGGGAUGGCGUAUCGCUGCAGAAUGCUGUGGUAGCCAUGCUGGUUAAGUGUGCCUUGAAUUCUAAAUAAAUCACUGACAGUGUCACCAGCAAAGCACUCCCACACCAUCACACCUCCUCCUCGCUUCACAGUGGGAACCACAUAUGCUGAGAUCAUUCGUUCACCUACUCUGCGUCUCACAAAGACACGGUGGUUGGAACCAAAAAUCUCAAAUUUGGACUCAUCAGACCAAAGGACAGAUUUCCACCGGUCUAAUGUCCAUUGCUUGUGUUUCUUGGCCCAAGCAGGUCUCUUCUUCUUAUUGGUGUCCUUUAGUAGUGGUUUCUUUGCAGCAAUUCGACCAUGAAGGCCUGAUUCACACAGUCUCCUCUGAACAGUUGAUGUUGAGAUGUGUCUGUUACUUGAACUCUGUGAAGCAUUUAUUUGGGCUGCAAUCUGAGGUGCAGUUAACUCUAAUGAAUUUAUCCUCUGCAUCAGAAGUAACUCUGGGUCUUCCAUUCCUGUGGCGGUCCUCAUGAGAGCCAGUUUCAUCAUAGCGCUUGAUGGUUUUUGCGACUGCACUUGAAGAAACUUUCAAAGUUCUUGACAUGUUCCAUAUUGACUGACCUUCAUGUCUUAAAGUAAUGAUGGACUGUCAUUUCUCUUUGCUUAUUUGAGCUGUUCUUGCCAUAAUAUGGACUUGGUCCUUUACCAAAUAGGGCUAUCUUCUCUAUACCACACCUACCUGGUCACAAAACAACUGAUUGUCUCAAACUUUUAACAAGGCACACCUGUUAAUUGAAAUUAAUUCCAGGUGAGUACCUCAUGAAGCUGGUUGAGAGAAUUCCAAGAGUGUGCAAAGCUGUCAUCAAGGCAAAGGGUGGCUACUUAGAAGAAUCUCAAAUAUAAAAUAUAUUUUGAUUUGUUUAACACUUUUUUGGUUACUACAUGAUUCCAUAUGUGUUAUUUCAUAGUUUUGAUGUCUCACUAUUAUUCUACAAUGUGAAAAAUAGUAAAAAAUAAAGAAAAACCCUUGAAUGAGUAGGUGUUUACAAACUUUUGACUGGUACAGUAUGUACAUAAGGUAUUUCUGUUUGUUAUUUUUAAUACAUUUGCAAACAUUUCAAAAAACCUGUUUUUGCUUUGUCAUUAUGGGGCAUUCUGUGUAGAUUGCUGAGGAUUUGUAUUUAUUUAAUCAAUUUCAGAAUAAGGCUGUAACAUAACAAAAUGUGGAAAAAAGUCAAGGGGUCUGAAUACUUUCUGAAGGCACUGUAUAUGUGCCAUUUAGCAGACGCUUUAUCCAAAGCGACUUACAGUCAUGCAUGCAUACAUUUUAUGUAUGGGUGGUCCUGGGAAUCAAACCCAGUAUCCUAGCAUUGUAAGCGCCAUGCUCUAUCAACUGAGCUACAAUUGACCAGCUCAUGAAACAUGGGACCAACACUUUACAUGUUGCAUUUACAUUUUUGUUCACUAUAUAAUUUAGUCCUAUUUUUUCUCUAAUGUCAGCACCCCCACCACCCCCCAUCAGAGUUACCGUAAACACAAUUUUUCUUCACAUAAGUAGGGUAUAAUAUUACCUCCUUCAUCCUACAUGAGGAUUCCCCUAAGUAGGGUAUAAUAUUACCUCCUUCAUCCUACAUGAGGAUUCCCCUAAGUAGGGUUAAUAUUACCUCCUUCAUCCUACAUGAGGAUUCCCCUAAGUAGGGUAUAAUAUUACCUCCUUCAUCCUACAUGAGGAUUCCCCUAAGUAGGGUAUAAUAUUACCUCCUUCAUCCUACAUGAUGAUUCCCCUAAGUAGGGUAUAAUAUUACCUCCUUCAUCCUACAUGAUGAUUCCCCUAAGUAGGGUAUAAUAUUACCUCCUUCAUCCUACAUGAGGAUUCCCCUAAGUAGGGUAUAAUAUUACCUCCUUCAUCCUACAUGAGGAUUCCCAUAAGUAGGGUAUAAUAUUACCUCCUUCAUCCUACAUGAUUCCCCUAAGUAGGGUAAAUAUUACCUCCUUCAUCCUACAUGAGGAUUCCCCUAAGUAGGGUAUAAUAUUACCUCCUUCAUCCUACAUGAGGAUUCCCCUAAAUAGAGUAUAAUAUUACCUCCUUUAACCUACAUGAGGAUUCCCCUACCCACACAGGUGUGACGUGUCAAACCACCUCCCUGUGCUUCCUCUCUUCCCCCCCCCUUCCCCCUUCUCCCCCUACCUCCCCCCUAGGCCUCAAACAGGACCCCCUACUACCACCUGAAUCUCAACCUAAGACGUCCCUGCAUCUCAAUUUACCUCCUCACGGUCACGGUAACGCACCAGACCCCCCUGGUCUCUAUGUCUCUGUGUCUCUUUCUCUCAGUGUACUGCUGGGUUGUCUUGGUGCGCAUCAAGGUUGUGUGUUUGGACCACCCCUUAUGUUUGUUUCUGCUUGCCCUUUCUAUUGUCUGUGGAAGUUGUUUCUCUUUUUGUCUUCAGGUUGUCUUCGUCUUGUUGUUGUGCAUGGGAAUUGUGGAUAUGUUUGAUAUUACUUGUAUGUAUUUGUAUGUAUUUCAGUUAUCCUUGACAUGGGGAUAUAUUGGUAUUGGUAUUGUGGGAGAAGGUGGUGGAUGACUUUCUAUGUUUGGUGGGAUGUUGUACUUGUAACCUGAACUGUUGGCUUGCCCUUGACUUGACAUGGAUGACCUGUUAGUGUGUAUGUUGUUGUUGUUAUUUUGGGAACCAUGCCUUGCCUUAAAGGUUCAUGUUGUUAUUCAGUGUCUUUCGGGCCUUCACACCUUUUGGUUUCAGGUGGUGGUUGUGUAUGGAGUGAGUGGGUGAAAGUGCAGGUGGGUGGUUACAUGAUUGUGGGAGGGUUACUGACGGGGGGGGUAUGGGGAGUAGGCGUCUACGUUUAGAUAAUAAAAGAUGUUGGUCUGCGGUCCAGGUUGGAACCACAGGAUAAAGCCACAUACACGAUCUGUGAAGAAAUGUCUUUGACUGAAACGGUCGACUUGACCGAAACUUUUGACAAAUGCACGUGUGCGGGACUAGGUAAGACAACGGGCAUUCAGUUUCCCUCAGAAAGGAGAUUAGAAAAAGGGAUUGCUUUAGCUGCCCCUCUAAAGCCUCAGCACAAAGGCCUCCUUAGAUACCCAUCAGCUCUUUUCACUGGUCCUGGAGUUGGAUCACUGAAGACACACCAUGAUACAUAUGCCAGUGGUGGGCUGGCUUAUUCCCCUGGGCUUUUAGAGCUUGGGACUCUUUGGGUCAUUGGAGAUAAGUGGAGGGAUAUCUCUGUUUUUGAGAUAAGUGGAGGGAUAUCUCUUUUUUUGUGAUAAGUGGAGGGAUAUCUCUGUUUUGGAGAUAAGUGGAGGGAUAUCUCUGUUUUAUGGGCUGAUAAUAUCGAGCCUCAUGCGUUAGGAAGAGGGAGAGGGAGGGUAAAGGAGGGUGAAAGAGAGGGGGAAAGAUCUAAAGUAAUGCGGUUGCAUAGGGGUUGGAAGAGGGUUACUUUUGGGCUGAUAAAGAAGUUGGAGGGGGAAGGAAAAAUCAUUGAGAAGGAGGGGAAAAAGAGGGAAAGAGAGAGAUGGAGAUGGACGAGGUUGCAGCCGAGCGUUAGUACUGUAAAUCAGAACACGCGGUCCAGGGUUUGGUGGUUUUUCCAUGAAAGGCAGAGAGAUGGAAAGUAAAGUUCUCAGCGAACUAAGAUGAAAGAGAGGAGAGGAGGAAUGAGGGAAUGAAAGAGAGGAGAGGAGGAAUGGUGAAGUGGUGGUGUUGUAAUUUGCGGUCUGGUUGCAGUGGCACGCCGUUCGGUGCACGCGCACACACACACACACACACACCACACACACUGGGCCAGUUGCCUGUUCAGGCUCAAGCGGUUCCUAACACAGCGUGAAAGAUACUUGUUUGUUUUAUGCACUGUUUUAAUGGACUAUCAGGUUCUCUCUUUCUCUGGACUUGUUUAAGUUAUUGUGUUUGUGGAUAAUUGUUAGAUGUUUGGUUUCAACACUAUUAGUGGGUGAUGGAGGCAGGCAGGGUGUGAGAGAGAUGAGAGUGAAGGAGGUUGUGAGGUAGAGACAGAAAAAGAGUGGGUGAUGGAGGCAGGCAGGGUGUGAGAGAGAUGAGAGUGAAGGAGGUUGUGAGGUAGAGACAGAAAAAGAGUGGGUGAUGGAGGCAGGCAGGGUGUGAGAGAGAUGAGAGUGAAGGAGGUUGUGAGGUAGAGACAGAAAAAGAGUGGGUGAUGGAGGCAGGCAGGGUGUGAGAGAGAUGAGAGUGAAGGAGGUUGUGAGGUAGAGACAGAAAAAGAGUGGGUGAUGGAGGCAGGCAGGGUGUGAGAGAGAUGAGAGUGAAGGAGGUUGUGAGGUAGAGACAGAAAAAGAGUGGGUGAUGGAGGCAGGCAGGGUGUGAGAGAGAUGAGAGUGAAGGAGGUUGUGAGGUAGAGACAGAAAAAGAGUGGGUGAUGGAGGCAGGCAGGGUGUGAGAGAGAUGAGAGUGAAGGAGGUUGUGAGGUAGAGACAGAAAAAGAGAAAAAAGUGAGUGAGUCAGAGGCAUAAGCAAUGACAGAAAGAAAAUCCACUCAAUGAAUUUAUGCGAAUGAUGCAAUGACAACUGUAUCAACAUUACAUGAUUACUUCCUGAAUGAUGGAUUGCUACCAUUUGUGAAAUGCUUAAUUCGGAGAUAAGCUAAGUCUCUCUAUGACAUUGCUGAGAGUCAUACCUCCUAACCACCAGUACCCCCCUCCCUUACCUCUCCCUGGGCUCAGAGUCCUGCCUCAGCUCCAGAUGUGUGGAGGAGCUGCUCUGCACUAACGGCACUGUGUGUGUGUGUGUGUGUGUGUGUGUGUGUGUGUGUGUGUGUACACGUGCGUGCCUGUACAUUAGUGCUUGUGUGUGUCAGAAUUACAUCAUCCCAACUGCUUUGCUCCUCCCACAAAGGCCAGUGAAGUGUGUGCGUUCAGGAAAAUAACACUUUUUCUCCUCUUUUUCCUCCUCCUCUUUCUCGUCUUUCUUUCCCCUUCGUCCUCUGUUCCUCUAAGCCCUCUUACAUGGAUAUGUAUUACCUCUGGCCUAUAAGGGGCUAGUGACUUAAUCAGCCAGCCUGUGUGACACAAUGUAUUGUGAUGGACUGUGGUGAUCACAUAAUCACACACUCUUUCAGUUGGAAGUGAAACCACAUUGGCAUUGUCCGUUCUCAACAUGUGUCCAUGUCCACAAUGCAUUGCUGUUAACUGUAAAGCUUAUAGCUAGCCAGCCAACCUAUUUUUUUAGAGCACUCUGCCUUUUUAAGAUUCUCAAAAACUUCAUUCAUGCUUUAUGAUAUGGAUAUGAGCCUUGACCAAUAACAAAGGUUGAGAGUUUUUCCUGGUCUGCAUAACUGGUCCAGACAAACUCAUGGUCCAACAAUAACUAAUGGCUGCUGGGUAAUCAAGUCAGUUGGUAAUAUAAUGAAUAAUAAUAGAUCAGCUUCAUAAUUAAAGCUUUGACCAAUUAAGCACAACAGCAUAAUUCUUUGCCCCCCUCUUUUGUCCACGACUCUUGCUCUCCCCCGUCCCUCCCCAUCCAUUCCCCAUUGGAGGUAGUGAAAGUGGUCGGAGUACCCCCAGUUUGUCCACGUAUUCCGACUGCAAAUCUCCCUCCUUCACCUAUGUGGCUGCUCCCAGGCAUUUCCACGUACCAGGUAGGUCCACCGCUUCGCUUCGACCUCUCACCUUUGAACCGAUGACCCUUGAACUCUCAACACAACCUCUCUCUCUAUUGCACCACGCCAUCUGUCUGCUGUCUCUGUCCAGGUCUGUCUAGGUAACGGAUCUAAGUAGGUAUAUCUGAUGUCUGGGGUGAACCCUUCUCUGUUCUCCCUGUCUUCCUGUGUCAGUUUUUAUCCCUGUCAAAGGGUUUCUUCCGGACCUAUCCUGUCCAUAGUACUUCUGACUCCCUGUCUCACGUUCCCUCAAUCUAUCUGUCUCACGUUCCCUCAAUCUAUCUGUCUCACGUUCCCUCGAUCUAUCCGUCUCACUUUCCCUCAAUCUAUCUCUCACGUUCCCUCAAUCUAUCUGUCUCACAUUCCCUGAAUCUAUCUGUCUCACUGUCCCUCGAAUCUAUCCGCUCUACACUGUUCCCUCGAUCAUCCAGUCUCAACUGGUCCCUCGGAUCUAUCUGUCGUCACCUGUUCCCUCGAUCUAUCUGUCUCACUGUCCCUUCGAUCAUCUGUCUCACUGUUCCCCUCGAUCUAUCUGUCUCACCGGUACCUCAAAUCUAUCCGUCUCACUGUACCCGGCUAUCUAAUCUGUCUCAAUGUCCCUCUAUCUCUAUCGUAUCACUGAACCCCUCAAUCAUCUGUCUCUCUGUCCCUCGAUCUAUCUGUCUCACAUUACCCUCGAUCGAUAUUCUGUCUCACUUCCCUUCGAUCUAUCUGUCUCACUGUACCUUCAAUCUAUCUGUUUCAUGGUCCCUCGACUUCGUCUCACUCGAUCCUCGAUUUCUGUCUCACUGUCCCUCGAUCUACUCUGUCUCACUGUUCCCUCAAUCUAUCUGGUCUUCACGUUCCCUUGAUCUAUCCGUCUCACUGUCCCUCUAUCUAUCUGUCUCACUGUCCCUCAAUCUAUCUGUCUCACAUUCCCUCGAUCUAUCUGUCUCACUGUCCCUCGAUCUAUCUGUCUCACUGUCCCUCGAUCUAUCUGUCUCACUGUCCCUCGAUCUAUCUGUCUCACGUUCCCUCGAUCUAUCUGUCUCACGUUCCCUCGAUCUAUCUGUCUCACGUUCCCUCGAUCUAUCUGUCUCACUGUCCCUCGAUCUAUCUGUCUCACGUUCCCUCGAUCUAUCUGUCUCACUGUCCCUCAAUCUAUCUGUCUCACGUUCCCUCGAUCUAUCUGUCUCACGUUCCCUCAAUCUAUCUGUCUCACUGUCCCUCGAUCUAUCUGUCUCACUGUCCUCGAUCUAUCUGUCUCACUGUCCCUCGAUCUAUCUGUCUCACUGUCCCUCGAUCUAUCUGUCUCACGUUCCCUCGAUCUAUCUGUCUCACUGUCCCUCGAUCUAUCUGUCUCACGUUCCCUCGAUCUAUCUGUCUCACUGUCCCUCAAUCUAUCUGUCUCACGUUCCCUCGAUCUAUCUGUCUCACGUUCCCUCAAUCUAUCUGUCUCACUGUCCCUCGAUCUAUCUGUCUCACGUUCCCUCGAUCUAUCCGUCUCACUGUCCCUCUCUCUCUUUCUUAAUGUAUCUUUCUCUCUGAAUCUCUCUUUCUCCCUCUCCUCUUUCUCUAUCCUAUGUUGUGAUCUAUUCUAUAUUAUAUGUUGAGGUCUGUCUAAAUCUGAAUGCUGAAUGUGUCUUCAGUUCCACAGGUAAAUUGACAUUUGUUAGAAUCUCACCCACUGUAACACACACAUUGUAUCAACAUCAUCAUAUCCUCUUAUUAUGCAAUCCAUUAUGGGUUCAAAUACAUUGAUUAUUUCUUAUUUAAAUAUUUACUUUCUGUGUGUUUGAGUGUUUUCAAAUAAUGUGGCCAAAUUCAACUACUUCUAUUGGAAGUAUUUGAAAAUAUUUUCCAAUACUUAUUUCAAAUAUUUCUAGGACCUGGGCUCAAAUGCAUGGAAGUAUUUAUUUGUAUUAGAAAAUACUCUGUGAGUAUUUUCAAAUACAUGCCAAUACUAAAUGUAUUUCCAAAUACAUUACAGUAUUCACCUACUUGUAAUUUCAAGUAAAACAUAUCUGAUACUUAAUUUGAAAUGUAUGUGAAAGUAAUUGAGAUAUUUCAAAUAGUAAUUGAACCCAGGUCUGGUGAGCAAACAUUCCACAACUUCAGGUGAAAGUAAGUCACCAACCUUGUUUGUCACACUACAGUUUGUUUACCAUCUCAUAGAAAUAGUAAAAGAAGAUAUUGACUACUUUAAAAUGGAGAGUCUACUGUCACAGAUGCCGUGGGACAGAUACAAAGAUGAGAAGUCUAACUAAGUCUAUGACCCUGCAUCAUAUUCUGUCAACCAUCCUUUGAUAAGUUUUAACAUUUUAUAGUGCAUUGGAUGUAACUGACUCUUCUAGUGAAAAGUCCUUUUAAUCCAUCCUAUUUCCAUUGACUUUUACAGUGUCACUCACCCAUAUGUUUAAAAAAAAAAAUGUAAUCCCAUACUUGGAUGGAGUUUAUGUAAAUAAAUGAACAAACCAAAGUGAUUAUCUACUUAAUGUGUUUUCUAACCAUUGUUUUUAUGGCUUUCAUAUGUGUCUUGUUCAGCGGCGCUGGCAGUGGCUGAAACAGGGCAGAAAAUGGCCCACAUGUGUUGUAUUUCAUGAAUUAUUUAUCCUAAAAAAGAUUGGAGUUGAGUUAAUGUAUAGCAGUUGUUACUAGCUAAGUGUCUCUGUCAUUGAAAGUGUGACGGACUGGGUCAGCUUGGGACAGGCAUAGUGUGUCAAUUAUCUGUAGAAAGACUCACUUACCCCAUUUCUUUUUAUUGAAUAAUUUGAAUUGAAUAAUUUGCCCUUUUUAUUUAUUGUUUGAUUUGUUUAUUUGUUUAGGAUGAUGCUCGUUAUAUUUGCUCUAGAUGCAGUAAUGAAUGAUGUGUUGUAAUUAGGGAAAAUACAUAAAGAUAUAUAUAUAUAUUAUUUAUGACUCUGACUUUGGAAACACGAGUAAAUAUAUUGUUGGAUACAACACUGAUCAACAAUUACCAUUGUUCUAGAAAUGUAUUUUCAUUGGUUUCUGCUUCACAUUACCAUAGGACUUGAUCAUUAGACGAUGGAAAUGGCAUGUAUGUUGCAUGAAUAAUGACAACAAGUGAUGAUUUAUCUGAGAUAAUACCCUGUCGUGCCAGUUAUAAUAGAAAUGCCAUAUGUCUCGCAUUGAAUCUACCAUGAAAUAUACUGCUCCUAUUACACUGCUGCUUGCUAGACUAUUCCAUCUCUCAAUAACUGCUAACUCAUGCUUCUUUCUUUCUUUCUUUCUUUCUUUCUUUCUUUCUUUCUUUCUUUCUUUCUUUCUUUCUUUCUUUCUUUCUUUCUCAUCCUGGGCUUCUUUCAUUGCUCUCCUCCUCUCCUCCUCUCAUCUUCAGAGACUAAGGUCAAGAUAGAUAAUAUCUAUAGAAAACCCCCUAUCUACAAACAGCAUGGUACAGUCCACUAUCCUCCUCUGCUUCCUGGUCUAACUUCCUGGUCUGGUCUCUGCACGAUGUGUCGCAUGUCACCUGUCCCAUACGCUCCUAGUAGAAGUUGCCCGUAAACACAGAUCUAGGAUCAGCUUUCCCCUCCCAGAAUCUAACUCUAACCAUUAGAGGGGGAACAUGAAACUGAUCUAAGAUCAGUGUCUAUAGGGCAAUCGUCAUCCUAUUCCUUUCUAUAUGACCCAUUAUUCUGUCCCAUCUCCAGUCUUUUCGAACGGACAAGGCUUUACAACUUCAGGCGACAGAGUCACUGCAACCAAUUCAAGGAGCCAUGUUGAAAUAUUUACAGUAAAUUUGUAGUAUAGUGGUCCAUAACACACUGACCUUUGCUCCCUAUGUCAACCGUAGCCAUAUACCGCUACACGCACACGUGUGAUCUAGUAUCUAAAGUACAAUCCGCUUCAUUGUUGCCUGAGUUGAAAGCCUAACAUGGAAAACUAAAUUGGCCAUAUCAAUAUUUUAUUUAUCCUUUUUAGUUUCUUACACCUUUACGAUUAUGUUUCUGCCCAUCCCUACAUGCCUGCCCACACCCAUCUCAGUAGCUCAUUGGUUCUACUAGUACGUGUGUUGUGUCUCCAUUGUGAUUGGUCGAGAACAUGACUCACUUGGUGUUGUGGUGCUGAUGGUGUCUUGGUCACUUCCUGUUCCACUUAACCCUUUGUGUAUGUCGUGUUUACAUUUUUUUCCCAGAUAUUUAUCCGUUUUUCUAUGUGUGAGUGUGUAGAUGCCCCAGAAUCCCUUAUAAUAAUAUAAUGCAUGUGCCGUAUUAUCUUCUGUGUUACACUAUGGAGGAUUCUUCUAAAGCCCUUCAAGAUCUACAAUACGUGAAAUAUGACAACUAAAUCACAGCCAUAUGUAGAAUGUGACAUUAUUCACAAUUUAUGAGUAAACCGUUUUCAGUUUAGUUUGUAUAUAUUCUACCAGGCUUGAGCUCAUGAACAAGAGCAUGCAUUUGCCUGCAUAAAAGAAAAGCACUAUUUCACCAACUGUUCCCCAGUAAAUAGGCUACUUUCUAUCUUAUAAAACUGCCCAUUUGAGAAAACUACAUAUAGUGGUAGUUGAAUACAUACUAUACGUACUAGUAAUAGUUAGUUAUACAACAGUACUGUAACUAUGUCAUGACCCAUUUGGAGAUUCUCGACAGGCUGUCUAGUGAUGAUGAUGUCAUAGUGUUGAGUUGAUUUAUUAUAGGAUACAGUCUUUCCGUGCAUACUGUAACAUGGCUGGUAGACAGAUGUGUGGUACGGCCCGGAACAGUAAUGUGACAUGCUAUACAGUCAUAUAGUGUAACAGGAGUGUGGUUUAUAACAUAAUGUAUGUUUUACAGCCUCUAGAACUUCCUGGCAAGAAGGAGAUGACAUCAAGGUGAGGCGUAUGCCUGUCCGUCCGUCCGUCCGUCCGUCCGUCCGUCCGUCUGUACAUCCAUCUGCUCGCCUACUUGCCUACACAUCAAUUUAUUUAUCCAUCUACAUACAGUAUCUAUCACUACAUCCAUCCAUCCAUCUACAUACAGUAUCUAUCACUACCUCCAUCCAUCCAUCUACAUACAGUAUCUAUCACUACAUCCAUCCAUCCAUCUACAGUGAGGGAAAAAAGUAUUUGAUCCCCUGCUGAUUUUGUACGUUUGCCCACCGACAAAGAAAUGAUCAGUCUAUAAUUUUAAUGGUAGGUUUAUUUGAACAGUGAGAGACAGAAUAACAACAAAGAAAUCCAGAAAAACGCAUGUCAAAAAUGUUAUAAAUUUAUUUGCAUUUUAAUGAGGGAAAUAAGUAUUUGACCCCCUCUCAAUCAGAAAGAUUUCUGACUCCCAGGUGUCUUUUAUACAGGUAACGAACUGAGAUUAGGAGCACACUCUUAAAGGGAGUGCUCCUAAUCUCAACUUGUUACCUGUAUAAAAGACACCUGUCCACAGAAGCAAUCAAUCAAUCAGAUUCCAAACUCUCCACCAUGGCCAAGACCAAAGAGCUCUCCAAGGAUGUCAGGGACAAGAUUGUAGACCUACACAAGGCUGGAAUGGGCUACAAGACCAUCGCCAAGCAGCUCGGUGAGAAGGUGACAAUAGUUGGUGCGAUUAUUCGCAAAUGGAAGAAACACAAAAGAACUGUCAAUCUCCCUCGGCCUGGGGCUCCAUGCAAGAUCUCACCUCGUGGAAUUGCAAUGAUCAUGAGAAUGGUGACGAAUCAGCCCAGAACUACACGGGAGGAUCUUGUCAAUGAUCUCAAGGCAGCUGGGACCAUAGUCACCAAGAAAACAAUUGGUAACACACUAUGCCGUGAAGGACUGAAAUCCUGCAGCACCCGCAAGGUCCCCCUGCUCAAGAAAGCACAUAUACAGGGCCGUCUGAAGUUUGCCAAUGAACAUCUGAAUGAUUCAGAGGAGAACUGGGUGAAAGUGUUGUGGUCAGAUGAGACCAAAAUCGAGGUCUUUGGCAUCAACUCAACUCGCCGUGUUUGGAGGAGGAGGAAUGCUGCUUAUGACCCCAAGAACACCAUCCCCACAGUCAAACAUGGAGGUGGAAACAUUAUGCUUUGGGGGUGUUUUUCUGCUAAGGGGACAGGACAACUUCACCGCAUCAAAGGGACGAUGGACGGGGCCAUGUACUGUCAAAUCUUGGGUGAGAACCUCCUUCCCUUAGCCAGGGCAUUGAAAAUGGGUUGUGGAUGGGUAUUCCAGCAUGACAAUGACCCAAAACACACGGCCAAGGCAACAAAGGAGUGGCUCAAGAAGAACCACAUUAAGGUCCUGGAGUGGCCUAGCCAGUCUCCAGACCUUAAUCCCAUAGAAAAUCUGUGGAGGGAGCUGAAGGUUUGAGUUGCCAAACGUCAGCCUCGAAACCUUAAUGACUUGGAGAAGAUCUGCAAAAAGGAGCGGAACAAAAUCCCUCCUGAGAUGUGUGCAAACCUGGUGGCCAACUACAAGAAACGUCUGACCUCUGUGAUUGCCAACAAGGGUUUUGCCACCAAGUACUAAGUCAUAUUUUGCAGAGGGGUCAAAUACUAAUUUCCCUCAUUAAAAUGCAAAUACAUUUAUAACAUUUUGACAUGCAUUUUUCUGGAUUUUUGUUGUUGUUAUUCUGUCUCUCACUGUUCAAAUAAACCUACCAUUAAAAUUAUAGACUGAUCAUGUCUUUGUCAGUGGGCAAACGUACAAAAUCAGCAGGGGAUCAAAUACUUUCUUCCCUCACUGUACAUACAUUAUCUAUCACUACCUCCAUCCAUCUACAUACAGUAUCUAUCACUACAUCCAUCCAUCCAUCUACAUACAGUAUCUAUCACUACAUCCAUCCAUCCAUCUACAUACAGUAUCUAUCACUACCUCCAUCCAUCCAUCUACAUACAGUAUCUAUCACUACCUCCAUCCAUCCAUCUACAUACAGUAUCUAUCACUACCUCCAUCCAUCCAUCUACAUACAGUAUCUAUCACUACCCAUCCAUCCAUCUACAUACAGUAUCUAUCCACUACCUCCAUCCAUCCAUCUACAUACACUAUCUAUCACUACCUCCAUCCAUCCACCCACACUAGAUCCAGCUCACGUUCCUAUCUCUCUAUACGACAAGGACACUCAUGAUCUUGAAGAGUGAGAUAGACGGUGAGCCCCUCCCAGAGUACCUGCUGGACCCCAGGAAGUCUACCUGCAGCCUGCCCACUGACACCUCCCGGACCAGUGAGUAGCCAAUCAGUGGUUAACCCUCACUUGACUGGCAGGGGCUCAACCAAUGCGUUCACUUUAGGUUGAAAGAGUAGCCAAUGAGUGUUUAUAGAUGACUUAGAUAUUUUGUUUCUUUCCUUACAGACUUCCCUUACAAUAAGUGUGCUUCCCUGCCAGGAUAUGGAAGGAAUGGCAUUUACAAGGUACGUUGUCAUACUCACACACUAUAAAGUGAACACAGGCUUCUAUGAUUGUGAGGAAAGUAACAUAGUCCAUUUCUAUGGAACCUACUGCUGAUAAUACUGUGACACUGGUUCAGCAGGUUCACGUCUGACUGCCAUUACCUCAUGUAGCGUGUCGAGUGCCAUCAUUACAAUUCAGUCUCUCUCUCUCUCUCUCUCCUUCAGAGGAAUAGCAUCCUAACUCACACACACUCACCACACACACACACACACACACACACACACACACACACACACACACACACACACACACUUGCACCAGUUGGCCUCACACCCCAAUGACACGAUGUGAUGACCCAAUUAAAUGUAAGCGUCAGGGCACACCGGCAGAGGGGGUGUAGUUUUGCCCUCUCUAACGAGGGCGUGAGCCUCUGGCAUGGGGACAGUCAGUUCAGUCCUAUCCCAGCCAGGCGUUUGAUUCGAUGUGAUUCAGAAUUUACUGUCCUUUUGACACUUGAAGAUGGCGCCGACAAACAUGGCAGCUCUGAUUCUAGCUCCUAAGCAACUUUGCAGUAUACACAGUAUAUUUUUGUGUUAUUUCUUACAAUAUUAGCCCAGAACAUUUUUUGUGUUUCUAAAUUCCAUUCGUUUACUUUUCGAUUUGUGUAUAUUGUUGUGAAUUGUUAGAUACUAGUGCACUGUUGGAGCUAGGAACACAAGCAUUUCGCUAUACCCGCAAUAACAUCUGCUAAAUAUGUGUAUGCGACCAAUACAAUUUGAUUUGAUUACAGAAGAGUUCAGUGAGAUAAUGGAAAACUCCCUCAUAAAUGGAAAUUAGGUGUGCCUGUCGCCAUACCGAUGGGUUUAGUCAAGCGUGCUAACAAUUAGAGCUCGUUUAAAGAGAAAUUGGUGAUUGGUCUGUAGGCCUCUCUCAGCUUGCCGCUCAUUAAAUAAUGUGCAGCGCUGAUUGCUGUGAGAAGGACGUGCCAACUGGGUGCAGUGUUUGAUUUAACCACCAGGUGGUAGUGUUUAGUCAAUGUUUAUCGCCUUUUCUGUCAUCGAGGGUGUGAGUGAGUUAUGGCCGAGGGAAAGUGAAGUUCCUGUCAAAAAAAGGCUGUAUUGGUCUGUGUCUCAAUAGUUGAACUGGCUUUCUAUCCUUGUGUCCUGUGUCCUUUUCUCCAGGAUCACUGAUCUAGCAGCCUUGAAAGCAAUAGCUGUAAACCAAUCCAAUUGUUUCAGUUAUAAGACUGACUAGGAAAGGAAGCUAUUUCAGUGUAUUGACACACAGCCCUUGACUUGUCAACACAGGAAGGUUGGGUGUUUUUCUAACUUCUACAGAGCACUUUUGGACCGGGAAAUCAUGUUUUAAAGCUUUCCUAUCAGAUUCCAUGUAGGUCUGUCACUCGUUACCACUCCCUCUACAGAUUGACUUUAGCAGUAAUAGUUUAUUAUGGUGGUUGUGCUACCACUGAGGCUAUUUAGUCUAACCUUAAUGAUGUGUUCUUGCUGCUUAUGUGUUUGUUGAUGGAUGGGAUUGGGGUAGACAGAGGGGUGAAAUAUCUGAAAGUUUAGGAGGAAAUUAGAAACGUGUACCGUGUCUGACCCCAGUAGCGUGCUACACUGAAUACGUUCAUUCUGCAACCUGAUUGGUUGUUACUCCUCACCAACCAAUGCCUGUGGCAGCUGAGACAGAGACAAUGUAUGGCUAAGAUUGAGGGGGGGGGGGGGGGUUAAAGGAGUAGUCCACUAUUUUACAACUUAAUGUUAGAUUGUUCCUCACCAUGAAAGUAGUCUAUGGACCAAUAGAUAAUGUAAUCCAGGGUUCAGUUUUCUUUAAACAGCCACUACAAACUUCAGCUAAUCUUAGCCACCAAAAGCUCACAAUCAAUGGAAGUGAUGGGGGCAUGUGAGCAUGUUAUAAAAAAUAAUGAAAUAAAUUCAAAUCAACUCCAUAUUGGGUUUGAUGUUACUCAAAGGUGAUUUGGCCAUAACAAAAAAUAACAAAAAAAACAUGCUCUCGUGCCCCCAUCACAUCCAUUGAUUUACUGAGCUGAGAAUGGAGAAGUUGUCAUUCCUUUCUCUCCCUCCCUGAGAAAUCCAUCACAUGUUUAAACACCAGAGAUCCAGUUACAUUGAGACUGGGUCCUGAACCAAACCAGAAACAAUGCACUGUAGCUACUGUAGCCAACCCAGUUACCCUAAACUCUAUCAAUACAUUGCAAUCUGGGAAAAGUCGACAGUCAGUUUGCAGUUGAGAGUGUGUGUGAGUAACCUCCCUGUGAUUGUAGCGACCUUCAGACAGACCAUUUUUUAAAAUAAUUUCUCCUCAACCCAAUGAGAAAAGGAAAGUAGAGAAAAAUGAAUCUGUUCUUUGUUACUGUAUUGUACAGUAAAUACAUGAUGUAUGUAUGACAAUGUACAGCAUGAUCUGUCAAAUAUGACCAGAUGGAGUUAAGUGUUUUGACCUUGUCUGUUUUUAGUCUUAACCGACUGUGUGUGUGUGCGUGUGUGUGUGUGUGUGCAUGUGUGCGUCUUCCCCAGGAGGUUGCCGACCAUGCUGAGGAUGAGCCUGACCAGCAGGAUUCCCACAGCUGGGGAGGAAUGAGAGGUAGGAACUAGAUCUAGAAUAGAUCUGUUAGCUCAUUGAUGCCAUGUUGAAGGAGGGUGGAUCUAUUAGGAGAUCUAUGACGCUACAAUUCUGCAAAUGCUCUUUUAAUGGGAAGCAGUUCAGGUGGACGAGUUUUCACUCAAGGGUGCUGAAGCCACAUCCUUUUGCCAUAUGAGUUACGUCAGUGUGUGUGUGAUGUAUAUACCGCUCCAGAGCUGUCUGCCUCAGUGUGCGCUUGCUAUUCCUCAGCCAGAGAGGACAAACAGUGCCAAGCCCGUAAAAGCAUGGUUUCAAAGACUGUGUGUGGGGGUCCCAGACUUUUUUAAAGCCUUUGACGUACUGAGCUGGAACACAAUAUCUCAUAAGUUAUUAAAAUAAUCACUUUCAUUUGCACGCGUGUAUGAUUUUAUUUGUGCUGUAAUUUAUUUGCUCUUUUAUGGUAGUUUUCAUACUGAAAUAAUAACCCUGUCAUUAAUCUGAGAUUUCUCUCUCUCCUCCUCCCUCCUUUUCCUCUCCUCUAGAGUACAAGGUAAGGGUCAGUGUUUCACAUCAUGUUAGGUUCAUGUGUUUGGCAAAUACAGUUUGAUAUCUUUGGCUAAAUCUUUGUAGAUUACAUUAUCUCUCUACCCAGGUUGGCUGUAGUGUUAAAUAGCUGACAGUGUGUGUGUUCCUUCCAGGUGUACCCCUAUGAGGUGCUGUCUGUGACCCACAGGGUGAGAGUGAAGCUACCCAGAGAUGUGGACCGUACCAGACUGGAGGUGAGAGUCCAUCAUAUCCCUCCCUCCCUCCCUCCCUCCCUCCCUCCCUCCCUCCCUCCCUCCCUCCCUCCCUCCCUCCCUCCCUCCCUCCCUCUUCCUACUCCCUCCCUCUGUCCUGUGAGACUCCAGUCUCCAGUCGAGUCAAGCUCUUAUAAUCACUCUGUCCCUUUUCAACCGGUCUAUGACCUCCCUACCACGCCUUUGGUUACUGGCUGUCAUUUCACUAGCUCAGCAUGCCUCAGUUCCAGGCCCCGGUCCUCAGUUCUAUCCUCAGUAUUCUAUUGGUCUAAUUUCAGUGGGUUUAGAAUAUCUCUACUUGUGUGUGUAUGCACUUGUGUGGCACUGUCCACAACAAAUCACAUAUAUCCCCAUAUUUCAUCAUUAUGAACCCACUAGGUCCUCACGCACACGCACACACACACACACAUAAAGAUGUAUGCAAAUCUGCUGUGGAAUGCCGUUAAACCCACCAUGAGAUCAAAGUGUGUAGGCAGGCAGGCAGGCCAGGCAGGCCAGGCAUUCCGUGCUUAGAACCAGGGGGACUUACAAUGCAUGAGGACAUUAUUACUAGACUAAGUAUCUAAUGCAACAGGCUAUGAUUAUUACUAGACAUAGUAUCUAAUGCAACAGGCUAUGCCACAACAAUAAGUCCCAAAUACAGAUGCUUUGAGUUGCUUUUGAUGGCCUUAUUGAAUGGAGACACUGAGGCUACACUGGUCCUAGGUCAGUUGUUGUCUUAACUACAGUAUUAAAUACGGUGGUCCUAGGUCAGUUGUUGUCUUAACUACAGUAUUAACUACAGUGGUCCUAGGUCAGUUGUUGUCUUAACUACAGUAUUAACUACGGUGGUCCUAGGUCAGUUGUUGUCUUAACUACAGUAUUAAAUACGGUGGUCCUAGGUCAGUUGUUGUCUUAACUACAGUAUUAACUACAGUGGUCCUAGGUCAGUUGUUGUCUUAACUACAGUAUUAACUACAGUGGUCCUAGGUCAGUUGUUGUCUUAACUACAGCAUUAACUACAGUGGUCCUAGGUCAGUUGUUGUCUUAACUACAGUAUUAACUACAGUGGUCCUAGGUCAGUUGUUGUCUUAACUACAGUAUUAACUACAGUGGUCCUAGGUCAGUUGUUGUCUUAACUACAGUAUUAACUACAGUGGUCCUAGAUCAGUUGUUGUCUUAACUACAGCAUUAACUACACUGGUCCUAAAUCAGCUGUUGUCUUUGUAGCUCAGUUGGUAGAGCAUGGGCGCUUGUAAUGCCAGGGAAGUGGGUUCGAUUCCCGGGACCACCUAUACGUAAAAUGUAUACACGCAUGAAUGUUAGUCGCUUUGGUUAAAAGUGUCUGCUAAAUGAUAUAUAUUAUUAUAUUAUUAUUAACUAUAGUAUUAACGAGUCUAGGUAUGGUUUUACAUUUAUGGAUCAUUGUCCUCAUGAUGUAAGAAAAAUACUCCCUGUUCUCAGUGUAUUCCACACACACUCACACACACACAUGCACACACACAUGCACACACACAUGCACUCACGCACACACAUGCACACACACAUGCACUCACGCACACUCACACACCACACACACACACACACUCACACACACACAGCCCCAUGGUGUGUGUACAGUGUUGCAUUCAUCUGAUGUGAUGCCAGCAGUGUCUUGCCCAGAUUCCUCCCUUCUCUGCUGUAGAUGCCUGGUCGGUAUAGAAACCAGGUGAUUUACCGUCACACGAUGACAGCUGGUGUCUAAUUUACAAUCGACAUCGCCAAGGAGACGCAUAGGCUGUAGUCGAUCUUUAACCUCGUUGCCAACUUAAUACUUUUAUGAUCUAGCUGUUCAUGUCUUUGUCCUUGGGCAAAAUGAAUGCCAUACCCUGUUUUUGUUCCAUGGUAUACUUCUGACAUUUUGGGAGAAUGUUAUGGAGUGUUUGGAAUGUGAACCAAACAGGGGUUGGACUGGGGGGUUGUUUGGAGGAAGGUUUCUGAGGCAAGUGAUUUGAUUUGGUGUGUUAAACCUAAUGAUAAAACACACACACACACACACACACACACACACACACACACACACACACACCUGUGACCAAUACAGUUCUCAUGCUGAACACAACAAUAGGUUUUGGGUCUCACGUCACGUAGAUUGUAGAAUGAGGUCUGAGUGGCGCAGUGGUCUAAGGCACUGCAUCGCAGUGCUAGCUGUGCCACUAGAGAUCCUGGUUAGAAUCCAGACUCUGUCGUAGCCGGCCGCGACCGGGAGACCCAUGGGGCGGCGCGCAAUUGGCCCAGCGUCGUCCAGGGUAGGGGAGGGAAUGGCCGGCAGGGAUGUAGCUCAGUUGAUAGAGCAUGGCGUUUGCAACGCCAGGGUUGUGGGUUCGAUUCCCACAGGGGGUAUGAAAAAAUAAAUAAUGUAUGCACUAACUGUAAGUCGCUCUGGAUAAGAGCGUCUGCUAAAUGACUUAAAUGUAAAUAAUUAAGAAAGCUGCCUAACCAAUACUUGGCUAGUUUCAGUGCUUAUGGUUAACACUUUGGGUGUUAAAAAAUGUCUGAGUGUAGGUCUACAUUUGGACCAGAGGAGAGCUAAGCCUUAUAAGCUUAUGUUAAGCAUUAUACAGGACAUCUCCAAUAUAUUUAAAUACAAAGUAAUAAUCACAAAAGCAAGUUGGAAACACAUUUUAAGAGGAUGAGGCUCCUAGUAGGCCCAGCCCUUUAGGCUUUAGUCUUAGGGGUUAGGGUUGGGAGAAAUGCUCACACUCCCACCCCUCCAGAUCAAGCCCUCUCUCCCUCUGUGGUCACCCCAGACAGACUGUGUCCAAGUCAGUAUGCUGGGGCCAGUAUGAAAAUGUAUGCACUCACUAAACUGUAAGUCGCUCUGGAUAAGAGCGUCUUUAAAUGUAAAAUGUAAAUGCUCUGCUCCCCUUGGGGAAGGAGUGGGUGUGGUGGCGAGGGAACCAUGUUAAUGGCCAAAACCACAACAGUGCUCUCUCUCUCUCUCUCUCUCCUCUCUCUCUCUCUCUCGCUCGUCUCUCUCUCUCUCUCGUCUCUCCUCUCUCUCUCUCUCCAUCUCUUCUCAUCUCUCGCCGCUCUCUCUCGUCUCUCUCUCCUCUCCCUUCAGCUCUCUCUCUCUCCCUCUCGUCUCUCUCUCUCAUCUCUCUCUCUCUCUCUCUCUGUGUGUUGUGUCGUGGAUCCAUCAAUCACACCAGUGGGGUAUAAGUACCAACUUUGUAGUCGUCUUUUUGGGAGUCUGUACUUUACUGUUUUGGUUUAUAUUUGGACAACUUUAUUUUUACUUCACUACAUUCCUAAAGUAUAGAGUUGUACUACUUUUUACGCCAUACAUUUUCCCUGACACCCAAAAGUACGCGUUACAUUUUAAAUGCUUAGCAGCACAGGAAAAGGUUCUAAUCACGCACUUAUAAAGAGAACAUCCCUGGUCAUCUCUACUGCCUCUGAUCUGGCGGACUCACUAAACACAAAUGCUUUGUUUGUAAAUGAUGUGUGUGUGUGUUGGAGUGUGCCCCUGGCUAUUCGUACAAGAAAUUGGUGCCAUCUGGUUUGCUUAUUAAUAACCUUUUACUCCAGUGGACUAAAUCAGGGUCACAUAGUAUUUCUUGGUAGUCUUAAACAAAUCUACUUUGAAACAAAAAUAUAAACCUAACACACAUGGUUAUGAGCUCAAAAAAAGAAGACACCUUGUACCAUGUCAGAUAUAGAGUUGAAAAAUAUGAAUAACUAUCCACCCAUUAGGUCACUGGGUCAUUUGACUGCAGGAAAGGGCUACUAUAAGGAAUUAUACUUGAUUUAUACGUUUACUUUUCAUUUUGAUACUUACGUAUAUUUUAGCAAUUACAUUUACUUUUGAUACUUAAGUAUAUUUAAAACCAAAUACUUUUAGACUUUUACUCAUGUGGUAUUUUACUGGGUGACUUUUUUACUCAAGUGUGACGAUUGGGUACUUUUUACACCACUGCAAAUGCAUUUGGUGUGUCAUAAUACUCAGGUGGAACAAACUUAAACUUGUGCCUUUUUUCAAUGCUGAUUUGAAUGUCAUUGAGAAAGCAGAAAGGUGUCAUAAUAUCUUUUAAAAGUAAUCCGAGAAGUAAUCAUCUAGUUUUUCAAAAGUAUCUGUAAUAUGAUUACAAUAUUUUUGUUGGUAACAUAACUGAACAAUUACUUCCCAACCGUGUGUGUGAAUGUGUGUGCAUGGUGCUAGUGCAUUUCACAAGAGAUGGACUCAUGCACUUAAACAGUCUGGCAUCAAUAGAUAGCAGAUGGCUGGAGGCUGUCUGUGGUUGAUACUGUAGCUACUGACACAUAUGUCAGUUAUGAUUGGUGUGCGCUGAUAAAAGGGAACUCUGUAUAUUUCAUAGUAUCUCUCUCUCUGUCUGUCUCUCUCUCUCUCUCUCUCUCUCUCUCUCUCUAUCUUCUCUUUCUCUUUCUCUGUUGGGGUGUCUCUUUGGUUUCGGUGGUUCCAUUCAAUCUUACGUCGUGUGGUUUGUGGAUUAAAGUACAAUUUAGUUUAGUCGUAUUUGGGAGUAUCUGUACUUUACUUUUCUGUUUGUAGUUUGGACAACUUUUACUUUUACUUCACUACAUUCCUAAAGAAAAUAAUGUACUUUUUACGCCAUACAUUUUCCCUGACACCCAAAAGUACGCGUUACAUUUUUAAAUGCUUAGCAGCACAGACAGGAAAGGUUCCAAUCAAGCACUUAUAAAAAAAGAGAACAUCCCUGCAUCUCUACUGCCUCUGAUCUGGCGGACUCACUAAACACAAAUGCUUUGUUUGUAAAUGAUGGUGUGUGUGUGGUUGGAGUGUGCCCCUGGCUAUUCGUACAAGAAAUUGGUGCCAUCUGGUUUGCUUAUUAAUAACCUUUUACUCCAGUGGACUAAAUCAGGGUCACAUAGUAUUUCUUGGUAGUCUUAAACAAAUCUACUUUGAAACAAAAAUAUAAACCUAACACACAUGGUUAUGAGCUCAAAAAAAGAAGACACCCUUGUACCAUGGUCAGAUAUAGAGUUGAAAAAUAUGAAUAACUAAUCCACCCAUUAGGUCACUGGGUCAUUUGACCUGCAGGAACGGGCUACUAUAAGGAAUUAUACUUGAUUUAUACGUUUACUUUUCAUUUUGAUACUUACGUAUAUUUUAGCAAUUACAUUUACUUUUGAUACUUAAGUAUAUUUAAAACCAAUACUUUUAGACUUUUAACUCAUGUGGUAUUUACCUGGGUGACUUUUUCUUACUCAAGUGUGAAAAUUGGGUACUUUUUACACCACUGCAAAUGGCAUUUGGUGUGUCAUAAUACUCAGGUGGAACAACCUUAAACUUGCCUUUUUUUUCAAUGACGGAUUUGAAUGUCAUUGAGAAAGCAGAAAAGGUGUCCAUAAAUAUCUUUAAAAGUAAUUCGAGAAGUAAUCAUCUAGUUUUUUCAAAAGUAUCUGUAAAUAUGACUUACAAUAUUUUUGUUGGUAACAGAAAUUCCCCCGAACCAUUAUACUAUUUACUUCCAACCUUCCCAAACCGUGGGUGAUGUUGAAUGUUGUGUUGCAUGGUUGCUAGUGCAUUUCACAAGAAGAUGGGACUCAAUGCACUAAAACAGUCUGGCAAUCAUAGAUAGCAGAUGGCUGGAGGCCGUCUGUGGUUGAUACUGUAGCUACUGACCAAUAUGUCAGUUAUGAUUGGUGUGCGCUGAUAAAAGGGAACUCUGUAUAUUCAAGUGGACCGUAGAGAGUCGACGGGGACGGGAGGGGCGCAGUGGGGCGGUGGUUGGUGGGGGUUUGGGUGGGAAGGGAGAGUCGAGUGAGAGAGAAGAGAGGAGAGAGAGAGAGAGAGAGGAAGAGGGAAGAGUACUAUUAUGUUAAUGAUGAGAGUAUGGGAGAGAGCAGCCGAAUUCGACGCAGAUCCAGAGAGUGAGAUCUGAUAGCGUGAGACGAGUAGAGAGAAGAGGAGAUAGAUGAUGCGGGUCACGGGGGAGGACCCCCUUUGGACGGAGGCGGCUAGAGAGAGAGGGAGAGAGAAGAGAGGGAGGCGUGGGGGGGGAGAGAGAGAGAGAGAAGAGGGAAGAGAGAAGAGUUAGUUAUACUCUGCGUAAGGGGAGAUUAGAGAGGAGGAGGAGAGAGAGGAAAGGGAAAGAGAGGAGGAGAGAGAGAGGAGGAGAGAGAGGAGGAGAGAGAGAGAGAGAGAGUAAGAGAGAGAGGGAGGGAGAGAGAGGAGCGAGGUGAGAGAGACGAGAGAGCGAGAUGGGAGAUAGCGAGAGAGUGAGAGAGAGAGAGAGAGAGAGAGAUCAGCGAUAUAUAGAUAUGAGAGAGAGGGAUAUAUGCGUACCAGAAUAUAAUGUAUGUGUAUUAGGUAGACUAGGGACUAGAGCGAGUCUAGCGAGAGAGGUCGAGCGAGAGAGUAUAGAGUAGUAGCUAGAUGUAGGAGAGCGAGAGAUGAUCGCUCUCUAUCUCUCUCUCUUUCUCUCUCUCUUCUUUUCUCUCUUCUCUUUCUCUUUAUCUCUUCUCUUCUCUUCUUUCUAUUCUCUUUCUUCUCUUCUGUCUCUCUCUCUCGCUCUUUCUCUUCUCUCUUUCUCUUUCUCUUUUCCCCUCUCUAUAUCUCUUCUCUUCUCUCUGUUUUCUCUCUUCUCUGUUUACCUCUGGACCAAAAACCAAAAGUAUGUGGACACCUGUAUGUGAACAUCUCAUUCCAAAAUCAUGGGCAUUAAUAUGGAGUUGGUGCCCCUUUGUGCUAUAACAGCCUUUCACUCUUCUGGGAAGGCUUUCCACUAGAUGUUGGAAAAAUUUCUGCAGGGACUGUGUUCCAUUCAGAUGGACUCAGCACCUUAAACAGUUGGCAUCAAUAAUAGCAGAUGGCUGGAGGGGCCCUUGGGUUGAUAGUAGUACUGACAAUAUGUCAGUUAAUGGUUGGUAAAAGGGGGGCUUUGUUUUUUUCCUCCCUUUGGCUCUUUCCUUCCCUUGAUUUUUUUUUUGUUAUAUUUUUAAAAAAAAGAAUAAAAAAGGAGGAAAUUUAUGAAAGGGGGGGAAAAAAUUUGGGGGGGUUAAUAAAUUUUAAAUUUUUUAAAAAAUGUCUUUUAUAUCUUUUUUUUUUAAUUUCUAAUCUUAUAUUAUCUAUCCUUUUUAAAAAACCCCGGGAGUAUCUAUGUAUAUAGAUAUUAUUCAUCUAUCUAUAUAUAUAUGUCUACUACUAUACUAUCUCUCUCUUUAUAUAUAUAUAUCGUUAUCUUCUAUGUUACCUCUCUCUUCUAUCUCCUCUAUCUCUUCUCUCUCUCGUGUAUAGAUAUAUGUACUGUCUCUAUGUCUGAGCGGCUCUCUCUCUCUAUCUAUGUCGCUCUCUCUCUCUCUCUCUCUCUCUCUCUCUACUCUAUCUCUCUCUCUCUCUCUCUCUCUCUCUCUCUCUGUCUGUCUCUCUGUCUCUCUCUCUCUGUGUCAUACACUACAUGACCAAAAGUAUGUGGACACCUGUAUGUGAACAUCUCAUUCCAAAAUCAUGGGCAUUAAUAUGGAGUUGGUCGCCCCUUUGCUGCUAUAACAGCCUACACUCUUCUGGGAAGGCUUUCCACUAGAUGUUGGAACAUUGCUGCAGGGACUUGCUUCCAUUCAGCCACAAGAGCAUUAGUGAGGUCGGGCACUGAUGUUGGGAGAUUAGGCCUGGCUCGCAGUCACCGUUCCAAUUCAUCCCAAAGGUGUUCGAUGGGGUUGAGGUCAGGGCUCUCUUUGCAGGCCAGUCAAGGUCUUCCACACCGAUCUCGACAAACCAUUUCUGUAUGGACCUCGCUUUGUGCACGGGAGCAUUGUCAUGCUGAAACAGGAAAGGGCCUUCCCCAAACUGUUGCCACAAAGUUGGAAGCACAGAAUCGUCUAGAAUGUAAUUGUAUGCAGCAGCGUUAAGAUUUCCCUUUACUGGAACUAAUGGGCCUGAACCAUGAAAAACAGCCCCAGACCAUUAUUCCUCCUCCACCAAACUUUACAUUUGGCACUAUGCAUUCGGGUAGGUAGUGUUCUCCUGGCAUCCGCCAAAUCCAGAUUUGUCUGUCGGACUGCCAGAUGGUGAAGCGUGAUUCAUCCCUCCAGAGAAUGCGUUUCCACUGCUCCAGAGUCCAAUGGCAGCGAGCUUUACACCACUCCAGCCGACACUUGGUAUUGUGCAUGGUGAUCUUAGGCUUGUGUGCGGCUGCUCGGCCAUGGAAACUAAUUUCAUAAAGCUCCCGACGAACAGUUAUUGUGCUGACGUUGCUUCCAGAGGCAGUUUGGAACUCUGUAGUGAGUGUUGCAACCGAGGACAGACGAUUUUUACACACUACGCGCUUCAGCACUCUGCGGCCCCGAUCUGUGAGCUUGUGUGGCCUUUCACUUCGCGGCUGAGCCGUUGCUCCUAGAUGGUUCCACUUCACAAUAGCAGCACUUGACCGGGGCAGUUCUAGCAGGGCAGACAUUUGACGAACUGACUUGUUGGAAAGGUGGCAUCCUAUGACGGUGCCACGUUGAAAGUCACUUAGCUCUUUAGUACAGGCCAUUCUACUACCAAUGUUUGUCUAUGGAGAUUGCAUGGCGGUGUGCUCGAUUUUAUACACCUGUCAGCAACGGGUGUGGCUGAAAUAGCCAAAUCCACUCAUUUGAAAGGGUGUCCACAUACUUUUGUAGUGUAUUUCUACUCUGCUGCUUUCACAUAUUCUGUCUGUCUUGUCAUUCUAAUGAAUAUAAACAAAUCUUGUUGUAUUUGUCUUUCUUCCAGAGACACCUCUCCCCAGAGGACUUCCACCAUGUCUUUGGGAUGACCCUGGAUCAGUUUGACCGCAUGGCCCUUUGGAAGAAGAAUGACAUGAAAAAGAAAGCACGCCUUUUCUAA